UUAAAAUGACAAUUUGUCAAAAUAUCAAAGCUAUAUUGCUUUCAGAAAUUUUUAAUAACCGUUAAAUAUAGAAAUCGUGAAACUCGUUGUUUCAUAUUUAACAAGGAAUUUACAUGUUCAGCACGUUCCUCGUAUCAAGAUGCGGAUACCCUUGGCUUCUUGCGCACAGACAGAACAUCAGAAUUAUCCCAUCGGUUAUGGAGCACCGGAUAACAUUCAAAUAUCUAUGGCAAAUGGAAAUAUUAUGAAGAUUCCAUUGGCGAGCAUCAAUAUCAGCGAGGAAGUCAAUAAGAGUGGGAUUUGGCAACAAGUUAAUGAGAGUAACGAGAAGCAAAAACAACCGAAAUUAAUAAACGUAAGCAAAUCGAAGAAGCAUCCCAAGAAGGAAGGCUCGUUGCUGGUCGACGAAACGACAAGGCUGACGACGAUGACGGAGGAAGACGAAGAUGACAAUGGCAUAUCGAUCAAGGUAGAUCUUAUACGAUCGAAGGAGAGUAUCAUCGGCCCAUUGAAAGUAAAUGGCACUACGUCGGCAGAGACAUCCGUUUAACGAGUACGAUAUCCUACGACGAUAUCGUCUCCAAUUCAAAAAGUAAAUUCGUAUUUGGUAAAAUCUUGGGGGAGAAAAAAAAAUAUAUAUAUACAUAUAUAUAUACGUGUAUAUAUAUAUGUAUAUAUAUAAUUAUUUUCAGGUGACUUUUUAUAUGAAACGAUUAGAUUAGACGAAAAUCUUAGUUACAUUAAAUACCGUUCCACACAGUAUAUAUAUAUAUAUAUAUAUAUAUAUAUAUAUAUAUAUAUAUAUAUAUAUAUGCAUAGUACGAUGGACCUCGCGAUCUUAACUGAAAUUGCCUUUAUUUAACAAACAAUAAAAGAAGAUCAAAAUGAUUUUAAGAACGUCGAUCAUCAUACAAUCGUACGUUAUUAGAAGGUAUAAGUUUCUUUUAUACGAGGCAUUACUUUCGGAGAAAUUUUUUCAUGCAACGUUGUCAUUUGUCAUUAACAAAAGCCAAGGAAUUUAAAAUCGUUUCGACAAACAUUUAACAUUUUUGCAAUAGCAUUUAUUACCUGUUUCGAGUAUUUCAAAAGAUAGAAAGCGAAUAGAGAGAGGAUCGUUCGCAUUAUUCAUUGUAUACAAAUACAUGCAUACGAUAUAUACACAUAUGCAGGUACUAUAAUACAUACAUACAUACAUACAUACACACAUACACAUAAUACGUGAGAAACCGACAAUACUUACGCUUCUUUUCGUGUUAUAUCACGAUAAGAUAGUAUCGAAGUUGGUCGAGAUUAGAUUGGUUGAAGAAUAUUAUGCUGAAGUAAAAUCCAAAGAGAGUAAAGCAAACUAUUAGGAAAUAACGAGAAAGCGACAGAUACUUGUUUUGAUCGUUAGUUAGUACGAAUAAAAGGUGUUUAGUCGAUAAAUCGAUCGAUGAUCCAACGUACCGAUUAACGUAUUAAGUAUUCACAUUUUAGAGGCUUAGCAAAUUUUACGACUAAGAGAUUGAAUGUAUAUAGUAUAUAUGUACGAAUAAAAAAAAAAAAAAACAAAAAAAAAAGUAAAUAAAUAAAUAAACAAAAAAAGAAGCAAAAGAAAAAAAAUUGAGAGAAGGGAUACUGUAUAAACAUGAGACGUUUAAAGUUUAGGCGAAUGCUAUUCAAUCGAUGUAUUCAUAUCUCUGUCGUAAUUAUUUAUAAAUUCUGUUCUGAAUAAUGAAA
Molecule: messenger RNA, 1719 nt
Organism: Vespa mandarinia (Asian giant hornet)
Lineage: Eukaryota; Metazoa; Arthropoda; Insecta; Hymenoptera; Vespidae
Gene: Ndae1
Product: Na[+]-driven anion exchanger 1
Biological process (GO): bicarbonate transport; transmembrane transport; regulation of intracellular pH
Cellular component (GO): plasma membrane
Molecular function (GO): solute:inorganic anion antiporter activity; sodium:bicarbonate symporter activity; monoatomic anion transmembrane transporter activity
Source: RefSeq, a predicted model, not a curated record